UUGCCUGCUCUCGCGAAGCACACCCAUGUACUGACACCUUUGACCACAAAAGCGGCCGAAUUGCACUUCCCUGCAUGGACUUCCAAGCAUGACAUGGUGUUCCAAGCCAUCAAGGAGUUAGUCGUGAGUCCUCAAUGUUUAACAACCAUAGACCAUGACAACCCUGGGGAGAAUCACAUCUUUGUGACCUGUGAUGCGUCAGACUACGCAACAGGCGCGGUG
This is a messenger RNA of Suillus plorans, 222 nucleotides long. RefSeq lists its product as uncharacterized. The annotation marks the transcript as partial. The transcript has a single exon. The record is from RefSeq and is a predicted model, not a curated record. NCBI's taxonomy places the organism in Eukaryota, Fungi, Basidiomycota, Agaricomycetes, Boletales, Suillaceae.